AUGUCGAUCGCGAGAAAAGUCGUCGGACGCACGGGAGUCAGCCAGCAGCUGCUCCGCUUCGCCCAAUCACGGCCCGCGCAAUCCGGCGCAUCGCGUCACGCAUGGCAAGCUUCACGAAACCUUCACAACCAGCCGCGCCGCAACGUCCAAGCCGCCCACGCCGUGAAACCUGAUGUCGAGAUCGCUGACUCCACGAAUCCUGCGCUCGCCUUUCCAUGCCUUGACGCCCUCGAAAAUCGCUCCGCAACCCUGCAGAAACGCUCCCUGCUGGGUCCCGAGCCCUCGUACACCACCGGCAACCAUGAGAACUUCGUCUGCAAGGAGCCCAUGCUGCUCGACUGGGGCGGAAUCUUGCCCGAGUUCAACAUAGCUUACGAGACCUGGGGAAAUCUCAAUGCCGACAAGAGCAAUGCUGUUCUGUUGCACACCGGCCUGUCAGCAUCCAGUCAUGCUCACAGCACCGAGGCCAACCCUCAGCCAGGCUGGUGGGAGAAGUUCAUAGGCCCCGGGAAGCCUCUGGAUACUGACAAGUACUUUGUCAUAUGUACCAACGUCAUUGGCGGCUGCUACGGUUCGACUGGCCCCUCUUCGAUCGACCCGGCAAACGGCCAGCGCUACGCAACGAGGUUCCCCAUCCUGACAAUGGAAGACAUGGAGCGCGCUCAGUUCAGGCUGCUUGACCACCUCGGAAUCGACAAGCUAUACGCCAGCGUCGGUUCCAGUAUGGGUGGUAUGUUGAGUCUGGCUGCCGGCGUGCUCUUCCCCGAACGCGUGGGCCGAAUUGUUUCUAUCAGCGGCUGUGCUCGUAGCCACCCUUACAGCAUUGCCAUGCGACACACUCAGAGACAAGUGCUCAUGAUGGACCCGAACUGGAACCGCGGUUUCUAUUACGACGCUAUCCCGCCUCACUCCGGCAUGAAGCUCGCCCGCGAGAUUGCUACAGUCACAUACCGCAGUGGACCUGAGUGGGAGCAACGCUUUGGAAGGAGAAGGGCUGACGCCUCCAAGCCGCCUGCGCUCUGUGCUGAUUUCCUAAUCGAAACCUAUCUGGAUCACGCCGGAGAAAAGUGGUGCCUGCAGUACGACGCCAACAGUAUGCUCUACGUGUCCAAGGCAAUGGAUCUGUUCGAUCUGGGAUUAGAACACCGUGUUCGCAUCAACGCGUUGAGGGCUCAGAAUGAAGGCAAGCUCGCAGCAUUCGCCGCCGGAAACAAGGUUCAAGCCGCGGCAACUGCCGAUUCUUGCAACUUAACCCUCCCAGAGAAGCCCUAUGAGGAACAGGAGCAGUCCAAUGGUGCCCCGGCAUCUCAGGCCUCCAAUGCUUCCCAGGCAACUGGCCCGCAGGAACCCCCCGCAGAUCUGGUAGCUGGCCUGAAGCCCUUGGCGAACAUACCCACCUUGGUUCUUGGUGUGGCAAGCGAUAUUCUCUUCCCCGCCUGGCAACAAAGAGAAAUCGCCGAGACUCUGCGCCGCACCGGCAAUAGAAAUGUCACGCAUGUCGAACUGGGAGAAGAAAAGAGUAUGUUCGGUCACGACACAUUCCUUCUGGAUCUGGAACACGUUGGAGGGGCGGUGAAAGAUUUCUUGGGUUGA
Messenger RNA from Lasiodiplodia theobromae, 1593 nucleotides. RefSeq names its product Homoserine o-acetyltransferase. Gene Ontology annotation, molecular function: L-serine O-acetyltransferase activity; homoserine O-acetyltransferase activity. NCBI's taxonomy places the organism in Eukaryota, Fungi, Ascomycota, Dothideomycetes, Botryosphaeriales, Botryosphaeriaceae. Gene Ontology annotation, biological process: L-homoserine metabolic process. The coding region runs from base 1 to 1593 and encodes 530 amino acids. The record is from RefSeq and is a predicted model, not a curated record. The transcript has 2 exons.